AUGGAAACCAGGGCCGACAUGACAGAUUCGGGACGGGGGAAGAAAUCCUGCCAGCAGGGGCGGCUGCCCCUUCAGUUGGAAGUGGCGUGGGCUGCGGCUUGCUACGCUGCGCUGUUGACUCUAUGCGCGCUGUGUUACAGCAACUCUCUCCAAGGGGAGUUCGUGCACGACGACGUGUGGGCUAUCGUUAAUAACCCGGAUGUCCGACCGGGCUCCAGCCUGCGGAACAUCUUCAGCAACGAUUUCUGGGGAAAGAGAAUGGCGGACAACACCAGCCACAAAUCGUACCGACCUUUGUGCAUCCUCACCUUCAAGUUGAACAUCCUGCUGGGUGGCAUGACGCCUCUGUAUUUCCAUAUCAUCAACAUGUGUUUGCACUGCGCUGUUACCUGCCUGCUCAUGUACACAUGUCAAUGUUGCGUGUUUGAGAACCCACGCCUGGCCUUCAUCACUGCACUCCUUUUUGCUGUGCACCCUGUUCACACCGAGGCAGUGUCAGGCAUUGUGGGCAGAGCUGAUGUCUUGGCUUGUUUGCUGUUCCUGCUGACGUUCUACUUCUAUAGAAGGAGUGUUGAUGAAUGGGUCUCUGAGGACUCGUUCCCUUCCACAGUGUCUCCAGGGUCUCUGCUCAUCAGCUUGUUUCUGGGGACCUGUGCCAUGCUGGUCAAGGAAACUGGAAUCACUGUGUUUGCCGUGUGUCUGCUCUAUGAUGCUCUGGUGCUCUGCCGCAACCCUCUCACAAAUCUUUUGCUGAGCUCCAGACUCAGGGACUUCCCCCACUUCUGCACUCCCUUCAUUAAACGAGCUUGCCUUAUCUCUGGCUAUGUGGUGAUAAUCAUGUCAGUCAGGCUGUGGCUCAUGGGGGGAUCCAUGCCUCUUUUUUCAGAACAGGACAACCCCGCCUCUUUUUCACACCACCUGCUUACCAGGUUUUUAACCUACUCAUACCUGCUGUCUUUUAAUGCCUGGCUGUUGCUGGCCCCCAUUGUGCUGUGCUAUGACUGGCAGGUGGGCAGCAUUCCCCUUGUGGAGUCUCUCGGUGACGUGCGCAACAUGGCCACCAUGCUGCUGGCUGUGGUGAUGAUUGCUCUCUGCUUGCACUGCCUCUUUUCACUGCUGAGGCAGGAGAAUAGGGAAGUGUUAGUGGGGAUGUUGUUCCUUGUGUUUCCCUUCAUCCCUGCCAGUAACCUUUUCUUCAGAGUGGGAUUUGUUGUGGCUGAGAGAGUUCUCUACAUGCCCAGUAUGGGUUAUUGUAUCCUGGUGUCUCAUGGUCUGGGCCGGCUCUGUUCAGUGGCGGGCCGUUGGGGCACCACACUCCUUAGUGUCUGCAUGCUGCUACUGAUCCUACUCUUCUCCUGGAAAACUGUCCAACAGAAUACCGUCUGGCUCUCCAGGGAAGCCCUCUUUCGCUCCGGCAUCAAGACUCUGCCUCACAAUGCCAAGGUCCAUUACAACUAUGCCAACUUUCUGAAAGACAGAGCUAGGCACCAAGAGGCUAUUUAUCAUUACAACAAUGCCCUGAGGUUAUAUCCCCGUCAUGCCAGCGCCAUGAACAAUCUAGGAACUCUGACUCGCAGCCCAGAUGAGGCAGAGCGUUACUACAAAAAAGCCCUGGACACCAACCCUCAACAUAACCGGGCUCUGUUUAACCUGGGAAACCUUCUGAAGUCCCAAGGAAAGGAGGAAGAGGCUGAGACACUGUUGACAAACUCCAUCCGCUAUGGUCCACAUUUCGCUGAUGCUUACUCCAGUUUGGCAUCUCUCUAUGCUGAGCAGAAACGGUUUGCUGAGGCAAAUGAAAUGUAUUUAAAGGGCAUUGAAAACUGCCCAGACAGCCCCGACCUACAUAAUAACUAUGGUGUUUUCUUGGUAGACACAGGAGAAGGGCAGCUAGCUGCUGCUCACUAUCAGGAAGCAAUACGACUUAUGCCAGCACACUAUGUUGCUAUGGUGAACCUGGGCCGUCUUCUACGAUCAUCCAACAAGAAUAAGGAAGCUGAGAUUUGGUACAAGAGGGCUCUGCAGGUAACCAGGAAAGUGGACAUCCUGACUCCCCUCGGAGCACUAUACUACAACACGGGCCGCUACGAGGAAGCCUUGCAGGUGUACAAAGAGGCUGCUAACUUGCAGUCAGACAGCACUGAUAUCUGGCUGGCUUUGGCUCAGGUCCUGGCCAUGGCUGGGCAGAACUCAGAGGCCAAGAAGAUGACCCUGGACAUAAUCUCCAGAGAGGCCACCUGUAUCGAAUGUUAUCGCCUGCUGUCUGCCAUCUACAGUAAGCGUGGCAACAACACGGAGGCUCUGGUGGCUCUGAACAUGGCCCUGCAGCAGAACCCCAGUGAUCUAAAAGUGAGAGCAGAGCUACAUUUCUCCAAAGGAAACCAGCUGAGAGAGAUGAACCAGCUGGAUGAAGCCUUUGAGAAUUACAAGAUAGCUGUUGAACUGAAACCUGACCAGUCACAGGCCUGGAUGAACAUGGGAGGAAUUCAGCACAUCAAGGGAGACUAUGCAGCUGCCAGAGUGUACUAUGAGCGGGCCCUGCAUCUGAAUCCUGGUUCCAAACUUCUGAAGGAAAAUCUGGCAAAGCUGGAUCGGCUGGAGAAGAAAUUGACUGGGGGAGGAUAACAUGGCAAACAUCUCCAAUAAUGCUAAUGCACAGAGGUCAGCGGAGCAGGAUGCUGUUCGCCCUGGGAGAGGACAUCUGCCAGGUUGCUGUAUCUGUCCAGAUUGUUCACAAACAGAGCAGGACAGAAGGUUUGCUGAUGAAGCUGAUGUGUGCCUCAGAACAAAAUGACUAACAGAAGACCACUGGAAUCUCUGUGACAUCAGCUUGGUUUAUCGUGCACAUUUUUGAUCUGAUUUAUAUUGUCUCUUAUUUUCAUGCAGAGCUGUUUUCUAAAUGAACAUAAUCAGUAAUUGUAACGCAGGCCUUUGCUUUUAGGCAUCAUUCCCAUAUUUAUAUUAGUGCAGUGAAAGAAUUAGAAUGUGUUUCUAUCAUGUCUGAGAGUUUCUUCUCUAAAGCUCCUCAAGAGUCCUGAAAUAAUUAAUGUUGAUGAAGAUUCACGUGCAAGGGAAUUCUGCUGAUGUCAAUGAUGGUCAGCACAGACACAUUCAAUAUUAUAUUACACUAUUACAUUUCUUUAAACUAGUAGCUGAAACUUUUAACACUGAAUGAAUAAAUGUUUUCCUUGUGCUCCUUCUACUCCAAAAAACACAACACAACCUAACCAGAUGAGUGCAGUUCUCUGUGCUGGUAAUGCCAAUUUCAUUUUGUCCUGAAGUUGUGGAUCAAUGACCCUUUAGAGUAGAAAUGGGUUUUGAAUGACUAUGUAGACAAUGAAGUGAAAUAAGAUGUCAGUUCAUCCAUCUGCUGUUUUUGUAUGACACAUGAAGCAGGCCUUUAUGUCAUUAUGCUCUAUAAUUGGUUCUGCUUCUGCAUUUAUUUAAACUGCGCCUGUCUUCAUGAUAUGAUUACGAUCUGUGAUACACAUUUAAGGGUUUUGGUCUACAAUAUAAUUAUCUGUCCUGGAUGGACUUUAACACGGCAGAAAUUGUACAGAUGAAAUAUCAGGAACAGUCGGGAUGACUAAACUAUAGUAGGUUUAAGAUUUUUGAUAUGUUGUCCACGCCUCUUCCAAAGAGCAUCUUUCCCAUGAGACAGUCGGUAAUGUUUGUUGGUUUGUGCCUGUAUAUGUACUCCUGUUGUUGAAGAAAUCUUUCAUAUGCAAUGGUCAGUUCCAGAAAGCUACUAAGUGGCUCUUCAGGUUUAUUUUCAUGUCACAAAAGAGAAGAGAGGAAAUGUUAUGCAUUGCAACUCUCCACUGCUAAGUAUCAUUGAGGGGUUUUCACAUGACAUUGCGGUCACGUGUUUACCUUGGGAUCGCCAUCUUGGGUGACAGCUCCAGCCUGUUGUCUUUAUUUUAGGGUGAUCAGUGAAGCAAAACUCCUGAUCAUUCUUCCAUAACUAUAGUGAAAACUUGUGGGUUGUGCUGCGCACGGUGGUCAAGACCUACGUUCAUUCUACCGUCUGCCAGCUGUGAUAGAAAAUCAGUGUGAGAAAACAAAAACACUGAGUACACAACGUCGACUACUGUGGAUCAAUCUGAUAUCCAGGGUGGAUUUGGACGUCUUGAGUCUCACUCACGUCCGAGUUUGCAGUGCACAUUUUGUGAUAGGUAAAUAAAUAAUGCACGCCUACAUUUAUUGUAAUAAUAUUCGGGGUGCGACAUACUGUUUCGUCUAGUUUGGGUUUUGUAGUCAUGUUUGUUUAUUUCCUUUUAUCCCUGAUAACUUUGCUCUCUCUAUUGCCUCCUAGUGUGUUUUCUUUCCACUCGUUCUUAGUUUCUUAGUGGUUGGUUUCUUAUUACUUUGUGUGGUGGUAUUAUUAUUAUUAUUAUUAUAGUCCUUUGUCUUCCCUGGAUUCUCUUGUUUAGUUUCUCAUUUACUAUCUCGGUGUUUUAUUAUGUUAGGUAUAUGUUCUCUUCUCUAGUUUAGUUCCUCGGUUUAGUUUCCAUAGUUCCAGCCUCCGUUAUAGGUUAGCUUUAGUUAUUGUUUACUUUUGGUUUUCACAUAUUCUAGUUCUCACGUUCUGUUUCCUUUCCAGUUUCUUCAGUCAGUGUUGGUUUAGUUUUGUUUACUUUUCUACUUAGGGUUUCUUUAUGGUUUCUUUGGUUAUGAUGUUCUUCUGUUCCCUCUAGUUUUUGUUUGACUUUAGUUAAUUAUUAUUUCUAGGUUCUUAUGUUCCUUUGGUUAUCCAUAUAUGUUCAUAGCUUCGCUUACUUCUGUUUUCCCUGAGUUUGUUUUAGUCCCUUUCUCAUAGUUUAGUUUUGUGGUCAAGUUUUCCUUUUCUUCUGCUUCCCUGCUCCUUUUUUGUGUAUUAGUAUUAAUUAUCUUUUGAUCCAGUCUUCCUUUGGUUUUUUCAUAGUCUAGUUUCUCUUAUGUUCCCUUUGCCUUCCAGUCUGAUCACCAUAGCAAUCAUUCAUAUUCCCUCAGUUCUCUGCAGCCUGAUCCACACCUGAUUCAUGUUUCCCUGAUUACCUGCCUCCCUGUCUCAUUGGUCCAUACUCCACUUCCCUCAGUUUAUAAGCUCUCUGGUUUUCAUUGUUCUUCGCUGGUUCCUCCCGUUCACUACCCUGCUGAUGUUCUGUUUGUGCUUUGCUCCUGCUCAUGCAAGUUUGGAUCGACUCAUGUCUACUUCUAUAGAGUUUAUGCUGCGUCUUUGCUUCGCCUUAGGACAGCCAAAAGAAUAAAGAUAAAGUCUUCCUUUAACAUGCUUGUGCCCAGCUCUUGUCUGCACUUUGGUCCGACACAAACCCAGAACCUGACAAUUCCGGAAAGUAGUCUGCCAAGACCGUGAGCAGCACUCAGCGCCGUGACCUACUUCAGUGAGCUGCGCUCUCACGCCUUGAUUUUCAAAACAAGGGGUUUUAAAAUAAUCUAUAUAUAAAUUCACGAAUGUUUAUAUCUUUGCUGUCAAAGCGCAAAUAAAAUAUUUAUUCACAUCGGCUCAUAUUUGGGUGUGUUGGUCGGGAUAGAAUCGGGCGUUUAUGGGCGUCGGUCCAGGUCUUGUCUGGCUGGAUUUUAUGAGCUUGAUCUAUACUCAACCCCCAGCUACAAUAGUACCAGUCCACACAUGCAAAAUUUUUUGUCAUGCAUAACAUGAUAAAAAUCGGGGACAUUUCCGGAGACCGUUUAACACAAGGACAGCUAGUCUAAAACGAGGACUAAAAUCAGACAUUAAGCACCGUUUGUUCACCGUAGUUCAAACAGACCAGUAAUAAUUGAAAUGUGUUUUACACGAUUAAAUGAACAAUAUAUAUAUAAACUGCGAGCAUUAUUUAAGCAAUAUUUCCUCAAUAAUAAUCAUAAAAAAGAAACAUAUAGCGAGCCCUGACAGUGUUUUAAAACUCACCUUUCCUUCAUUGUUUGAUGUGUGUGGCCAAUCGUCUGGAUUUGCGCUAAACAAACCAACAGGCAGUACAUAUGGAUCCACCUUGUUUACUGCAAUUUUCUUGAGGUAAAUGGCCUUAUCAGAAGGCUGUAACGACUCUAGAUACUUAUCCCUGGGCAAAAAAGUAUGCAAUGUUGUGAAGAGCUGUGAAGCGACACAGAGCCACCCAAGAUGUUGGACUGGACGUGUGGCGGGGACUUCAGUGACGUCGAUGAAAAGGGUCCAUUAGUACAACAAAGGCUAAAAAUGUAAAGCUCUCUCUUUUGAGGCUGAAAAAUUGCAAACCACUGAUACCACUGAUCUCCUCCCCAAGGUCCCAGAUCAUGUGAGGAACUUUGUUUUUCUAGUGUAGCUUGUGGCUUUUUGUUUUAAAGCCUCAGUAGUUUGCUCAGUAGUUUGUGUUUUUGUUGACAUUUAUUUUGACUGUGAUUGAAAGUUGAUGUGAUUGUGAGAUGUAAAGGAAGCGACCAGUGCAAGACUUAAUUGUUCCAAGAAAAUAAAGUAUAUCUUUAUUACAUGAUAUCUGGUGUGUUUCUACUUCAGUGUGUAAAAAAGUAGAAAUAAAUAUGGUAAUGCUUUA
This is a messenger RNA of Girardinichthys multiradiatus, 6530 nucleotides long. RefSeq names its product transmembrane O-mannosyltransferase targeting cadherins 1 (gene tmtc1). The record is from RefSeq and is a predicted model, not a curated record. Lineage: Eukaryota; Metazoa; Chordata; Actinopteri; Cyprinodontiformes; Goodeidae. The coding region runs from base 1 to 2625 and encodes 874 amino acids. The transcript is spliced from 19 exons. Gene Ontology annotation, molecular function: protein binding; mannosyltransferase activity. Gene Ontology annotation, biological process: RNA processing; protein O-linked glycosylation via mannose.